CCCCCACCCCACCACCACCACCGCCCAUGGCUUGCCGAUUUGACGCAAAACUGCUCUGCUCUGCACACCCAUUCGCUCUCCUCCCGUGCUCUGCUCCGCUCAUCCAGAGUCACAGCAACUUCUUCCUCCUGGCCGCAUUCCCCUUCCCCAUUCUCCCAGUCCUCGCGCCCGCAUUCCCCUUCCCCUCCUCUGCGCCGCGCCGGCAACAAGAUGGUUCGCACUCGCGGCGGCAAGGACAACUGGGUGUUGCCGCCGGACGCCGGCGUCCCUCUCGGUGACGACGGUGUCCAGCUCAAGGAGGAAGAAGGGGAGACCGCAGCGACGGUGAUGGCGGCCGCCGCCGUCGCCGCCCCGAGAGUGGAGAUCGCCGUCGAUUUCGACAAGUCCCUGCUGGACUGCCCCCUCUGCUCCUUGCCACUCAAGCCUCCCGUCUUCCAGUGCCCGGCGAAGCACGUGGCGUGCGGCCCCUGCGCCGAGAGCCAGGCCAACAAGUGCCCGGCGUGCGACGGCGCGUACGAGCGCGACGAGGGGGCGGACCGCUACCUCCUGGCGGUCAGGGUGCCCUGCCCCAACCAGGCGUACGGCUGCGGGAGCUCCCUAGUGUACUGUAUGGUGAGCGACCACCGGCUGGUGUGCCCGCACGCGCCGUGCCGCUGCCCCGAGCCCGGAUGCGGGUUCCUCGGCCCCCCGCCCGCGCUCCGCGGCCACCUCGCCGAGUGCCACCAGUGGCAAGUGACCGACAUCGCCUACGGGUCCGUGCUGGAGGUCCAGAUGCAGGCGCUGGAGCAGGGGCGGCGGCUGCUUGCCGCGGAGGACGGGGAGCGGCUGUUCCUGCUCGUGGCGAGCGAGCGCGGCGUCAAGGUGGUGCGCGUGAGCGCGGCCGCGGAGGAGGAAGGGCCGGCGGCGUCGUGGUACAGGUGCAAGGUGUGGGUGCACGCGCCCGUGGACACGGACACCGGCCACAUGGACGUCGUGAUGCUGGACGCCAAGGGGAGCUGCGCGGUGCCCUCCGAGGAGGCGGCCAUGGGCGCGGGUGGCAGGUGCCUGUCGGUGCCGUCCGUCGUGCCGGCGCCGGAAGGGGGAGGGAUCGUCCUCCGUCUCCGCAUCGACAAGGAGGUCAAGGCGAGCAGGAGCCCCCGUCCCCGUGGCUGAUUACUUACUUGGUCACCUUGGGCUCCUUAUUAUCUACUACUCGCCUUAACCUGGAGUACUAUAUAUAUUUACCAUGGUUGGACAUUGGUGAUUUGGUAGUGAACUGGUGGUAGUGAUCGAAGGUUGAACCAUGGUUGGGCUUUGAUUGAUUCUGUCCAUGGCAAUGUUGGCCAAUGUAUCGCGCAGGCUAUAUAUGCAGCUGAUCACUGGUAAGUGGUAACUAGUGAUCCUACUUGGCUUGCUUGCCUGUUCAUUUUACUGCCGCAGUUCUUGCGAGGAUGAAUAAAUGUCACUUUGUAGGAUC
Messenger RNA from Triticum aestivum (bread wheat), 1456 nucleotides. RefSeq names its product E3 ubiquitin-protein ligase SINA-like 5. Bases 211 to 1152 code for a protein of 313 amino acids. Gene Ontology annotation, molecular function: zinc ion binding. The record is from RefSeq and is a predicted model, not a curated record. The transcript has 2 exons. NCBI's taxonomy places the organism in Eukaryota, Viridiplantae, Streptophyta, Magnoliopsida, Poales, Poaceae.